Molecule: messenger RNA, 1815 nt
Organism: Symbiodinium sp. CCMP2592
Lineage: Eukaryota; Dinophyceae; Suessiales; Symbiodiniaceae
Source: the annotation of a GenBank genome assembly
AUGGCUGAGACAGCGAUAACUUCGCAGCUACUCGAGGAGGCUGGCCUGAGCUUGGAGUUCCAAGAGGAGGGCACACGGCUGGUGAUCCGGGCCGGUGGCGGCCCGAAGCGCAGCGCCGGCGCCGAGGUGGUGGCAGCGUUGCUGAAAGCUGAUCGGCGGAUCCGAGCCCUGGACCUCCGGCACUCCCAGCUCAACGACAACGGCUUGGCGCAGAUUUCUUUGGUGGUUCGCCAGACCGAUCAGCUGGAGGAGCUGCACUGCCAUCCCGUGGGCCACACGGGGCUCCAGUUCCUCCUCGGCCUGGUUCGGCGCUGUUCCCGGCUGCGAAUCCUCAGCGUGGAGGUCUGCGAUUGCCCGACGCUUUUCGUCGGUCGACAGACCCUUGCACCAGCAGAUUUCGACACGUCCGACUACACUGCACCGAAGGUGGAGGUGGAGGAUGAAGUUGAAGACCCUGAGGAAGCCGAAGCCAAAGCCGCAGCGCAGGUGGAGAAGCUGCGGCAGCUCUUUGCCGAGAACGACUACGAUUCAGGGGACGAGACGGCGCCCAAGGAGGAGCCGAGCGGCGCCGGGGUGCUGAGGAAGCUGCUGCAGGAGCUGGCCAAAGCCGUGAGGGAGACGCCCAGCUUGAGUUCCGUGGACUGCUUCGGCGAGAUGGUGCCCUGGGACGUGAAACUGGACAUCACCCGAGCUGCAGAGGAGCACCAGGCCCAGAAGCAGAAACGCCUCGCCGAGAGCCAGGAGGCCGGCUCGCGCACGGCCUCCGACGUCAUGAAGGACCAGAUGGCAGAGAUCACCUCCAUCCUCCAACACAUGCAGGAGAGUGGCAUCGAGGGUGUUUUGCCUGGAGAGGAGGCUUCGCAGAAGCCGACCUUCCUUCCUAUCCGCUCCUACAUCGCAAGGCGGCUGCACUCGGCGCUGGGAGAGGCGCUCUUCGAGUGCGAGCGUUUCAAGUCCAAAGAGAACAAGGCUCUCGACACGCCGCAGGGUGAGAUGGCCUUCCUGGCCAUGUGUGCGAAGCCGCCGUCCACCGUGGCGAACGGCCGGUAUCAGAUCGAGAAGAAGCUGGGUGCAGGUUGUUUUGGGGAGGUCUGGCAGGGUAGGGACAAACAAACCAACGAGAAGGUCGCGGUGAAGUUCGAGGACUCCUCGGGGCAUGCGCUGCAGUUGGAGCACGAGCAAGCGGUCUUGAAGCUCAUGGCUCAGCCACGUAGGCCUCAAGGCUUUGCAGAGCUCUUUUGGUGUGGACAGGAGCAACGCUUCAUGUGCCUGGUCAUGGAGAUGCUGGGCAAGUCCCUCGAGGACCGGCUACAAGGCCUUGGAGGACAAGGAAACCCUCCACGCUUCAAUCCUCAGACAGCAGUCCUCGUUGCGGACCAAGUGCUGCGGCGCAUUGAGUACUUGCACUCCAAGGGCAUCGUCCAUCGCGACAUCAAGCCAGAGAACUUUAUGUUCGGAAUCAAGAGCAGGGUCCACCACCUUUAUCUGAUCGAUUUCGGUCUCAGCAAGAAGUACUUCGACCAGAAGCAUGUAGCGCUUCGGACGCAGCUCAGCCUCACAGGGACGGCCAGGUAUGCAUCCAUCAAUGCCCACAAGGGCGUUGAGCAGAGUAGGCGCGACGAUCUGGAGGCAGACCCGGAGCUAACGAGUCGUCUAAGUGUAGAUGAAAUGGGUCACACCUGGAUCACGGUUAAGAAAUUCAAUCAUAUCAAUACUGUAUCGUCUGAUGAAGCGGAAUUUGCGUGGGUGAUGGUGCCCGCUGGACGAUAUCCCGGCACUGGAAGCUUUCUGCUUGGACAAGCUGCCAAGCUGUGA